UGUUUACAGAUCACUUGCUUAGCCGAGAAAAAGCUUGUUAUAUUAUGUCAAACUAGCGAUUGAAUUUCCCACUGGGAUAUUGGAAAUUCCGACUUCCCAGUUUAACUGAAAACGCACCAUAACAAUACGCUGACGUAAAAACACAACCCACCAUGACCUUUCACCUUUGACUAUGUUGGUUCGCAGCAGUAUGGACGGACGACAUAACCCACCUUGUAACAGAAUACGUCGAAAGAGUUUAUCAACAAAGCAGCUCAGUAGUUUCGUAACAAGUAAUGUGGAGUCGGAAGGUGAACUCGAGUUACAUGACCCACUAACAGUUGUGAUGGCAGUUGGAGGGCUGAUGACUGCAGAUAUGUGGCUUUAGGGCCUCAGCGCUGCCCUAGCCGGCACCAUGCAUCAGAAAGGUGCAAUCCAAAUUAUUGAAUGGGAGGACCUGGACAAGAGGAAGUUCUACUCCCUGGGUGUGUUCAUGACUUUGACCACCAGGGCCACCGUCUACCCAGCCAGCCUUAUCCGCACUCUGCUCCAGGUGCAGAAGGGGAAGGCCCUCUACUCCGGCACGUUUGAUGCUUUCUGUAAGAUCCUGCGAGCGGAGGGUGUGCGAGGCCUGUACCGUGGCUUUAUGGUCAAUACGUUCACCCUGAUCUCAGGACAGGCUUAUAUUACCACCUAUGAAGUGGUGCGCAAUUAUGUGUCCCACUACUCGCCCAGUAACACGGUAAAGUCGGUGGUGGCUGGAGGCGCAGCUUCCCUGGUGGCCCAGACCAUCACUGUGCCCAUAGAUGUGGUGUCCCAGCAACUGAUGAUGCAAGGACAGGGGGAACACCUGACUCGUUUCAAGGCCAAACCGAAAAGGGUGCUCACAACAACUAAGCGCAGACUGACGUUUGGGCAAAGCCGUGACAUUACGGUGCAGAUAUUCGCAGCCGAUGGUUUCAGGGGAUUUUACAGAGGCUACGUGGCAUCCCUACUCACGUACAUCCCAAACAGUGCACUCUGGUGGCCUUUUUAUCAUUUUUAUGCAGAGAAGCUGUCCUUGUUGGCACCAAGCGAGUGCCCCCAUCUGAUUCUACAGGCUUUGGCAGGACCAAUGGCAGCAGCAACCGCCUCCACCAUCACCAACCCCAUGGAUGUUGUUCGAGCCAGAGUACAGGUGGAGGGACGAUCAUCUGUUGUUGAGACGUUCAAGCAGCUGCUGGCAGAGGAGGGGGUGUGGGGGAUGACCAAGGGGUUGUCAGCCCGCAUCAUUUCCUCCACACACACGUCGGUGCUCAUCGUGGUUGGAUACGAGACUCUGAAGAGACUAAGCCUGCGAGCUGAGCUCGUAGAGUCCAGACACUGGUGAUAGGACAGUGGGAACCAGGACACCCUCGUACCGGAACUCACCUCCAAACAGCCGGGCAGGGACUUUUCACACAGGCAAUAAUGACCCUGAUCUGUGUCCAGUCUCGGAGUAGCUCCUUAUGUUUAGCUGCUUUCCAUACGCCUUUUUAGAUCGAGAUAGUUUCAAUGCAGUAGAGUGCAAGUGGUGGUGUUUGUUUCACUUGGGAUUUGGUUGUUCUUCACCUUGUCUUUUUCUGUUUUCUCAGACCCAUUUCUACUGGCUUAUUUUCUGCUAAACUAUGACAAAAGAAGAUAGAAGUUUAAAACAAUUUUUUGCAUUUUGCCAAAAUGUAAAAAUCUAAAAACAAGACAAAUCUUAAAAAUUGACCGAGGACUGAGGAAAGUUGCUUUUUAAAAGAACCAUAGAUAACUUGAGUCUCUGAGAAAUGCCUCUUGUGCAAUAUGGAAAAACUGCUGGUUCAUGGUAGCUAUGUUCAGUUGUUUUAAAAUAGAGCUACUCUGCAGUAAAUCAGUUAAAAAUUUGUUUUUUAAUGUGCCGCAAUCUGGAGACAUAGAUGGCUUCUUUGGCCAAUUGAAAAUCUUGAUGUUUGUUGCAUUUCAGUGAAAAGAACAUUUUGUGCAGAGGUGUGAAACAUCUGGCAAGAAUCUCAAUUUGGUUUAGGCCUAAAUGAAGAGAAAAUAAGAUUUAAUUAUGACAAUGCUGUUGUUUCACAGAAGAAACCAGUACAAAUUUAAAGUGUGAAAAUUAAGCCAGACUUCCAAAAAAAAAUAUAUAAAAAAAUAUAUAUUGUGAGGUCGUUGUGAAAUCUGGCUCAAGUUUUUUUUUUUUUCCCGGAAUGUAUGUAGCUGUGUCACGGGAUUUAUUUUUCAGCAGUCUGUAAAGUCAGCUGUGCAGGUAUAAUGAUGAAUUGUACUUAUAAAUAAGUUGAUCAGACAGGUGUUUGUGCUUCUUUUUGUUUCUAUCUGUAAAUAACUGUACAGAACAAAGUGAAGCUUGACAAAAGAGGUGGACAUUUUCUGCAGUUGAUAAUUUUGUACAUUAUGCUUCUCAGAUGAUUGGGAAUCAAAUCUGCAAUCAUUUUGUUAGAGUGAAGAAACUACUGGGCCAUGCUAACACUGGGAGAGUAAAGGCAGCAGCGUCACACCAGCUGACAUCUAAACUCCAAAAGUUGCCUUCAAAAUUUCAAAUAAUUAAUAUUACUGCCAGAAAACACAUCUCAGUGAGGUUUCACAUACAAACAGGACAUAGCAGGACCACAGUUUCUAAAGUCACGCAAUUAAUCUCUGCAAAUCUAAUUUAAUGGACCUUUGCCUGUAUGGAGAAAGUUCUUCACAUGUAUUUACCAACUACACGCUGUGUGAUCUGAGUUGUUAAAUGUACAGUUUGGUGUGUUUCAAACUUGGACAACUUGUGGACCUUUUCAUGAAAAUAAAAAUAUUCUGAAUCACUG
Etheostoma spectabile (orangethroat darter) is the source of this 2798-nucleotide messenger RNA. It is a transcript of the gene slc25a44a, whose product is annotated as solute carrier family 25 member 44a. Gene Ontology annotation, molecular function: branched-chain amino acid transmembrane transporter activity. The transcript is spliced from 4 exons. The record is from RefSeq and is a predicted model, not a curated record. Gene Ontology annotation, biological process: transmembrane transport; branched-chain amino acid catabolic process; branched-chain amino acid transport. The coding region runs from base 395 to 1348 and encodes 317 amino acids. NCBI's taxonomy places the organism in Eukaryota, Metazoa, Chordata, Actinopteri, Perciformes, Percidae. Gene Ontology annotation, cellular component: mitochondrion.